Coprinopsis cinerea okayama7#130 is the source of this 426-nucleotide messenger RNA. RefSeq lists its product as hypothetical. Bases 1 to 426 code for a protein of 141 amino acids. The transcript has 4 exons. NCBI's taxonomy places the organism in Eukaryota, Fungi, Basidiomycota, Agaricomycetes, Agaricales, Psathyrellaceae. The record is from RefSeq and is a predicted model, not a curated record.
AUGGCAGCUUUUGACGAAGCACCCACCCCUACACCUGCGUCGUACCCUGCUUUCACCGCCGUCGUCGAGUCGAAUGGGUUGAAGGCGGCAAUCGUGGACUACGACAAUGUCCGCCAGCGAGUCCUCAAGGUCGACUUUCCGCCACGCUCAGAUAUCGUAGCUGGCGGCGACGUGGGCAACGACAACCAACCAGCCAUCCACUAUACCACCGAAGGAGGCGGAGGAGGUGCUAAUGAAGGCGGCCAUGAACAGAACAAUGUCCAAGCAGUUAAUCUCAAUGGCGCCGACGCCGGUACCGACGCUCGCCACCCCAACAGAAACAGGGCUCGCGAUGGAAUCGUAGCCUUCUUCUUGGGCUUCGUCCUGGUCAAUCUGCUUCAAGACGUCGUCAUGAAGAUUAAGGCCGUCCUCGACGCCAGCAACUAA